Molecule: messenger RNA, 1848 nt
Organism: Lodderomyces beijingensis
Lineage: Eukaryota; Fungi; Ascomycota; Pichiomycetes; Serinales; Debaryomycetaceae
Source: the annotation of a GenBank genome assembly
AUGUCGGAGAAAGGAAUAGAUUUCGUGAAAUCUUCCGAAGUGGGUUCCGGCUCAGGUUCAUCCCAGGAGAAAUACGGGACAUACAUUGACGCGACAGAUGCCCAGAGCCAUGGGGAAAAACCCAAGUUGAAAGGGUUCAAGAAAUGGGUAGAUGGGUUCAAGAGAGCUGAUACGGCGGACAUGAACCUAGAUCCAAACAUUUCCGAAGCGGAAAAGAUUGCCAUCUUGACUGCCAACUCGCCGCUUUCGAAAUCGUUGAAGCAAAGACACCUUACCAUGAUUGCCAUUGGUGGAUCAAUUGUAUGUACUCAACGCAACAUACUUCAUACCUUCCCCUCCCUUCAACUUCAAUAGGACACUAACUCAUAAUUUUAGGGUACCGGUUUAUUUGUCGGAUCAGGUGGGUCCUUGCACACAGGUGGUCCCGCAGGUUUGUUGAUUGCGUACAUUUUGAUUGGUACCAUGAUUUACUGUACUGUUCACUCGUUGGGUGAACUCGCCGUUACUUUCCCCGUGUCCGGAGCUUUCGUCACUUACAACACCAGAUUCAUUGACCCAUCAUGGGGUUUCGCCAUGGCGUGGAACUAUGCGAUGCAAUGGCUCGUGGUUCUACCACUAGAGUUGGUGGCUGCGGCAAUGACAAUCAAGUACUGGGACACGACAACCAACUCAGCGGCAUUCGUCAUUAUAUUCUAUGUGUUGAUCAUCGUGAUCAACAUGUUUGGUGUGAGAGGUUAUGGUGAAUCGGAGUUUAUUUUCAGUAUCAUUAAAGUUACUGCCGUGUUGGGGUUCAUGAUUUUGGGUAUAAUUUUGGCCGCUGGCGGCACCGGAAAAGGUUACAUUGGAGGCAAGUACUGGCAACACCCAGGUGCCUUUGCCAACGGGGUGAAAGGUGUCAUUACUGUCUUUGUUGGUGCUGCUUUCGCGUUUGCCGGUACUGAGUUAGUCGGUUUAGCAGCUGCCGAGUCCACAAAUCCACGAAAAUCCUUACCUUCAGCUUGUCGUCAAGUGUUUUGGAGAAUCACCUUGUUCUACGUCAUUUCAUUGACGCUUAUCGGGUUGUUGGUUCCUUACGAUGAGCCCAGGUUAUUAAGUGGCUCGACGGACGCUAGCGCCUCACCUUUUGUUAUCGCAAUCCAGAAUGGUGGAAUUAAAGGUUUGCCAUCUGUGAUGAACGUGGUUAUCAUGAUUGCGGUUAUCUCAGUGGGUAACUCCUCCGUGUUUGGUUCCUCAAGAACCUUGGCUGCUUUAGCCGCAUCAAACCAAGCCCCCAAGAUCUUUGGAUAUAUUGAUAAGCAAGGAAGACCUCUCGUCGGUGUGUUUGCCCAGCUCCUAAUUGGUGCCUUGUGUUUCCUCGCAGCUAGUGACAAGCAGAAUCUUGUUUUCACAUGGCUUCAAGCACUUUCUGGGUUAUCAUCCAUUUUCACCUGGGGUUCAAUCAACUUGUGUCUCAUCAGAUUCAGAAGAGCAUUGUAUGUCCAGGGUAGGGACACUUCCGAAUUGGGAUUCACUUCUCAGCCAGGCAUAACUGGUGCUUACUGGGGUGUGAUUAUGAAUUUGGCAGUGUUGGGUCUUCAAUUCUGGAUCGCCAUCUUCCCAUUGGGCGAAAAGCCAAGUGCCGAAGCAUUUUUCCAAGCUCUCUUGACGGUGCCUGUUGUUAUUGUCUUUUACGUUGGUCACAAGUUGUGGACUAGAAACUGGAGAAUUUUCUACAGAGCCAACGAGAUUGACAUUGACACUGGUAGAGCCGACUUGGACUUGGAGUUGUUGAAACAGGAACUCGCCGAGGAGAGAGAAUACAUGGCUGCUCAGCCAUUCUACAAGAGAUGGUAUAAUGUCUGGUGUUGA